GCAGUGUAGCUGUCGCAGUUAAAUGUGGUUAUUCAUUGUCAUUUGUUUGAUUUAACUGUGGAAAUAUUUAAUUUAAUUUCUUUGUUGAUUUGACGCCACCUGCUGGCUGGAUUGAAAUUUGACACUGGAAGGUGCGCGCGAGCGGAGCGAAUGAUUAACUGACACAAGCACGGAGAAGCGACCAGAAGAAGCUCACAUCGGAUAAAGAAAAGUGGACAUGGACUGAAAUUGCUUGUGAAUAUUAAGUGGAGAGGCGCACACGUUUUUCACGGUGUUUGCUGGUAACAAGAAGAUAAAGAACCAGUUGAACAUCAGUUGGAGCAUGGCGUUUUAUUCCACAAAAAACAAAAUAUCCUUCAUGAGCAGUUACAGUGAAAAACGUGUCCUGUUAAGAAGUACGCAGCCAGAGCCCUGCAUGCCAUGCUUUGAAGACGGCAGUCCACAGUCUGCGGCCCAAUCCGCAUGAAAUAAAGAGGGCCGAUACGACGUUUUGGGAAUUGAGCAGUUUUGCAGAGCCUUUCAACAUCAUACGAAACCAGGUCAGACUGUAUCUAUGAGUUAAAAAAAAAACGGACAUUAACGGUGUAUGCUACAGAUAUUGAAAGUUGUUUAAAAACGGACAUUAACGGUGUAUGCUACAGAUAUUGAAAGUUGUUUAAAAACGGACAUUAACGGUGUAUGCUACAGAUAUUAUUGAAAGUUUGUUAAAAAGAAAAAAGGUUUGUUACUAUUUUACAGUUUGAAAUUUGAAGUAGUGUUCUCAUGUUAAGUUUUCUUUCAUUGUUCUUAGCUGUUGGUUUAAAAUAUUGUUCACAAUGGAGCAGGGUGUACAAGAAACUCGUGUUUUAGAGGAAGUACUUGUAGCUUUAGAAUUUGAAAAGUUACAUUUAGAAAAGAAAUUAGAAACUGAAGUUGAAGAUGCAGAAAGAGAGGAAGUUGAAAUACGCUUAGGUGAAAUUUAUGCAGACCUUGAAAUACAUAAAAUAGGUUUGACUCAGCCAUCAUCCCAACCUGAGACAGAAGUGAGACGCUCAGAGCGUCAAAGAAAACUAACAGAAAAAAUGCGUGACUUUAAACAGUCUGAGAUAACAAGUAAAGAAAGAAAGUUUAUGUCAACAUAUGUAAACUUUAAAGCAGAGAUUCAACUCUCUAGGUCCAAACUUAAAAAGGAAUGUUCAAAAGCAGAGUUAACUGAAAUGAUCAAAUCAGUAGGAAAAUGUGAAUCUGACCUACAGCAAGAUUAUGUAGCUUUACGUACACUGACUACUCCAUCUCAAGAUUUCAGAAGAAAGAUGGAUAGCUGUUCUUCAGUUUCCACUGAAAUGAUGUUGCUUCUGAAAAGGCGCUAUGCAGAUGUUGAUAAGGAGUUUGAUGCAAUUGCUGUAAAAGACUCACUCCUUCAGUUGCUUCAGAGAGAAGAUGCUAAGUCAAUGUAUGGCUCAACUGUGUCUAGGGCUGAAAAAAGUAGCCAGAACAGUUAUAGUAAGCAAGGAAGUCAUGGUAUCUGCAAAGAAAGCAGAGGCAGCUGCACGGUUGGCAUCUAAACGAGCUGAAAUAAGCAGGGAAAAGGAAAUUUCUGCCCAAAGAAAGGAGAUAUUAGCUCAACAAGAGAGAUUAAAAUUGUUGGAAAAGCAAAGAGAUCUUGAGGUUAUUGAGGCUGAAUACAAUGUGUAUGCUGAAGAGGAAUCAAAAUUGAAUGCUGAAAUAAGAAACAGUGAAGUAAAAGGUACUUUGUCUUUUAGUCAGCUUCCCAAACCUCUUAACAGUCCUCCAUACACCCAAGCUAUCCAGAGUACGGCACCUCCUAACUUUGAAGGUAUAACCAACAAGAUCCCAAAAUAUCUUCCAGUGCCCAAGUGUGAUACUAGAGUAGCGUCAAAAGAAAGUGAGUUAUCUCUAGUUCAAGCUUUAAAGGAGUCUUUAGCAAUGACUAGACUUCCAAUACCAGAGCCAUUUACCUUUACAGGAGACCCACUGAAGUUUACUGAGUGGAGCACUUGCUUCAAGGCUCUUAUUGAGACUAGUUGCACAAAUUCAGCCCAUAAACUUUUCUACUUGAAGAAAUACAUUAAUGGAGAAGCUCUUGGUGUUUUAGAAGGGACAUUCUAUCGCAGUGAUGAGGAAGCUUACAACCAAGCUUGGGAUGCUCUGAACAACCGUUAUGGCCACCCAUUUGUAGUUCAAAGAGCUUUUCGGGGAAAGCUAAGCAGUUGGCCAAAGAUCGGACCAAAAGAGUCACUAAAGCUGAGAGAGUUUAGUGAUUUCCUUGUUUCCUGUAAGAAUGCUAUGCCCCAUGUUCAGGGCCUCAAAGUGUUGGAUGAUUGUGAGGAGAAUCAAAAAUUAUUACUGAAACUUCCUGAUUGGGCAACAACCCGCUGGAACCGUCAUGUGUCAAAACUGUUAGAUGAAGGAAAGGAAUAUCCAGGUUUCACAGAGUUUGCUGACUUUGUGGCAGAAGAAGCACGAAUAGCAUGCAAUCCAGUUUCUUCUUUGUUUGCUUAA
Nothobranchius furzeri (turquoise killifish) is the source of this 2502-nucleotide messenger RNA. Lineage: Eukaryota; Metazoa; Chordata; Actinopteri; Cyprinodontiformes; Nothobranchiidae. The record is from RefSeq and is a predicted model, not a curated record.